Molecule: messenger RNA, 7364 nt
Organism: Chelonia mydas (Green sea turtle)
Lineage: Eukaryota; Metazoa; Chordata; Testudines; Cheloniidae
Gene: GRIA1
Product: glutamate ionotropic receptor AMPA type subunit 1
Exons: 16
Coding region: 381-3089 (902 amino acids)
Biological process (GO): modulation of chemical synaptic transmission; monoatomic ion transport; synaptic transmission, glutamatergic
Cellular component (GO): plasma membrane; AMPA glutamate receptor complex; postsynaptic membrane
Molecular function (GO): transmitter-gated monoatomic ion channel activity involved in regulation of postsynaptic membrane potential; AMPA glutamate receptor activity
Source: RefSeq, a predicted model, not a curated record
ACAACGGACAAUGCAGGGGACCCCAGAGGAAGAGACUGACAAGGGGGUGGGGAAAGGCUUUAGCCCAGCUGUUGAGCUCCCACUAGGAGAGGGAAAUUAGCAUGAGGGAAGGGCACAGUGUGUGUGUGUGUGUGCGUGUGUGCGCGGAGGGGGGAUGAGGAAGGGUUUCUCUUUCUUUCUCUCAGUGCUCAGUUAAUCCUGCUGUCAGUUGGUGUUAAGGCAGCAGUCUAAACGCCGGAUUCCAAGAGAGAGAGCUGCACAGUACAGAAGGCAGAGCAGAAAGGAGGAGGAGGAGAGAGAGAAAGAGACGAGAGGGGGGGGGAAAAAAACCAAAUCUAUGCUUGGAACUGAGGUUCUUUUUCGCCAAUGCAAAAGGGAAUAUGCAGCACAUUUUUGCCUUCUUCUGCACCAGUUUCCUAGGGACGGUGUUAGGGGCCAAUUUCCCCAACAAUAUCCAGAUAGGGGGAUUAUUUCCUAAUCAGCAGUCCCAGGAACAUGCGGCUUUUAGGUUUGCAUUGUCUCAGCUCACAGAACCCCCUAAACUGCUUCCCCAGAUUGACAUUGUGAAUAUUAGCGACAGCUUUGAAAUGACAUACACCUUCUGCUCGCAGUUCUCCAAGGGCGUCUAUGCCAUCUUUGGGUUUUACGACAGGAAGACGGUGAACAUGCUCACAUCCUUCUGCGGGGCACUCCAUGUCUGCUUCAUAACACCCAGCUUCCCCGUCGACACCUCCAACCAGUUCGUCCUCCAGCUGCGCCCAGAGCUUCAGGAUGCCCUCAUCAACAUCAUCGAACACUACAGCUGGCAGAAGUUUGUGUACAUUUACGAUGCUGACCGGGGCUUGUCAGUCCUACAAAAAGUGCUGGACACAGCUGCCGAGAAGAACUGGCAGGUGACAGCUGUCAACAUCCUGACAACAACAGAAGAGGGCUACAGGAUGCUCUUCCAGGAGCUGGAGAAGAAAAAGGAACGGCUGGUGGUGGUGGACUGCGAGACGGAGCGGCUGAACGCCAUCCUGGGCAAGAUCAUCAAGCUUGAAAAAAAUGGAAUAGGAUACCACUACAUUCUAGCAAAUUUGGGAUUCAUGGACAUUGACCUGGUAAAAUUCAAGGAGAGCGGAGCAAAUGUGACUGGCUUCCAGCUGGUGAAUUACACAGACACCGUUCCAGCAAGGAUCAUGCAACAGUGGAAGAACAGUGAUGCCAGAGAACAUCCUCGAGUUGACUGGAAGAAGCCAAAGUACACAUCUGCUCUUACUUACGAUGGAGUUCGGGUGAUGGCGGAGGCUUUCCAGAGCCUGCGAAGGCAGCGGAUUGACAUCUCCCGUCGUGGGAAUGCUGGGGACUGCCUUGCAAACCCAGCUGUUCCUUGGGGCCAAGGGAUUGACAUUCAGAGAGCUCUGCAACAGGUGCGCUUUGAAGGAUUAACCGGCAAUGUUCAGUUUAACGAGAAAGGACGUCGGACCAACUACACCCUCCAUGUGAUCGAAGUGAAACACGAUGGGAUCAGGAAGAUUGGUUACUGGAACGAAGAUGAUAAGUUUGUUCCCACAGCCACAGAUUCCCAAGGUGACAAUGAAUCCGUGACUCUACAGAAUCGGACUUACAUAGUUACAACUAUUCUAGAAGAUCCAUAUGUGAUGCUCAAGAAGAAUGCCAACCAGUUUGAAGGCAACGAGAGGUAUGAAGGCUACUGCGUGGAGCUUGCUGCUGAGAUUGCUAAGCAUGUUGGCUACCAAUACAGGUUGGAGAUAGUGAGCGAUGGGAAGUAUGGAGCCCGGGACCCUGACAAUAAAGCAUGGAAUGGCAUGGUGGGAGAGCUGGUCUAUGGAAGAGCUGAUGUGGCUGUUGCACCAUUAACCAUCACCCUCGUCCGAGAAGAAGUCAUAGACUUUUCCAAGCCAUUUAUGAGCCUGGGCAUAUCCAUCAUGAUAAAAAAACCUCAAAAAUCCAAGCCAGGGGUCUUUUCCUUUCUGGAUCCCUUGGCUUAUGAGAUUUGGAUGUGCAUUGUUUUUGCCUACAUUGGAGUAAGCGUUGUCCUCUUCCUGGUCAGCCGCUUCAGUCCUUAUGAAUGGCAUACUGAAGAGUUCGAGGAAGGGCGCGACCAGCCGCCCAGUGACCAGACUAAUGAAUUUGGGAUAUUUAACAGUCUUUGGUUCUCCCUGGGAGCCUUUAUGCAGCAAGGAUGCGAUAUUUCACCAAGAUCCCUCUCUGGCCGCAUAGUUGGUGGUGUCUGGUGGUUUUUUACCUUGAUCAUCAUCUCUUCCUACACGGCUAACCUGGCUGCCUUCCUGACAGUGGAGCGGAUGGUGUCCCCCAUAGAGAGUGCAGAAGACUUAGCCAAGCAGACAGAAAUUGCCUAUGGGACCCUGGAAGCUGGGUCAACUAAAGAAUUUUUUAGGCGAUCUAAAAUCGCCGUGUUUGAGAAGAUGUGGACGUACAUGAAAUCAGCAGAACCCUCCGUUUUUGUGAGGACCACAGAAGAGGGGAUGAUCCGGGUGAGGAAGUCAAAAGGGAAGUAUGCCUACCUCCUGGAGUCCACCAUGAAUGAGUACAUAGAGCAGCGCAAGCCAUGUGACACCAUGAAGGUGGGAGGUAACUUGGAUUCCAAAGGCUAUGGCAUUGCAACACCGAAGGGGUCUGCACUGAGAAACCCAGUAAACCUGGCAGUGUUAAAACUGAACGAGCAGGGGCUUUUGGACAAAUUGAAAAACAAAUGGUGGUACGACAAGGGCGAGUGCGGCAGCGGGGGAGGUGAUUCCAAGGACAAGACAAGUGCUCUGAGUCUCAGCAACGUGGCCGGGGUUUUCUAUAUCCUGAUCGGAGGGCUCGGACUAGCCAUGCUGGUUGCCUUAGUCGAGUUUUGUUACAAGUCCAGAAGUGAAACAAAGCGGAUGAAGGGUUUUUGUUUGAUCCCACAGCAAUCAAUCAACGAAGCCAUAAGGACAGCAACCCUUCCCAGGCCAGCUACAGCAGGAAGCAGCGGAGAAAAUGGACGGGUGGUCAGCCAUGAUUUCCCCAAAUCCAUGCAGGCGAUUCCAUGCAUGAGUCACAGCACUGGGAUGUCCCUGGGAGCUACGGGAUUAUAAUCGGCCACGAUGCAUCACCUGGGUGAGAGCCGGGUCUCGCCAGCCCCACCCCUCCAGUGCCAAAACCAAACCGAACAAAUGCAAGAAAAACAACGACGACAAAAGGGACAAUUCGAUGGAUCUUCCUGAGGAAAUCAAAUCUGUUUUCUUUGUUGUUUGCUGAUAGAUCCACAGGCAGGAGAACAAUAGCAGUCUGUACUGCGAUAAGGAGACGGGUAACGGGAUUCAGCAGGUUCCUGGACCAUCCUGGAAUGCAGACCCACUGGAGCACUGAGGAAGACUGUGCCAUUUUGUUUUAACUUGGUUGUUAAUAAGUCUUUGUGUGUGCAAUAUAUAUAUUUUUUCUUACCAAUUCCCAUGGUGUCAGGGUGACAUCAUUUCUCCCCCUUCCCCACUCAACCCUUUAGUCAGGUUCAGUGUGGGAUGCAAACCAUAAUGUCUGAGCUACUAACAAUGAAAGGAAAAUAAAAGGCAAACCUAACUCACUGGGAGUGUCAGCAUAUAACCCUGUGAUUCAUCACGAUUCUGCCAUCUGUUGCUUCAGCACUGUGGGGGCGGCGUUGUUGUAACAAGGCUGAUAGUACUGUGGAGGGAUCUCUCCAUUCUCCCUAUAAAAAAAAAGGACUUUAGAGACAAGAAAAUAACUGACACCGCAACAGAAAUCGACUUUGGUGGAGAAAGGGGGAGGGAGUGGCUGGAUGGAGACAAUGGCUGAAAGUUGUAACUGGCGGUGAAAGAGGCCAAGGCCAAUGUCAUAACUAUUCCAGAGAAGAUUAAUGGUGGUUCAAGGGAAAGCUGCUCUGAACUUGGGGUAUGAAUCCAUACCAGACCCUGCAGAGGGGAAACCCCCACACAUGGCAGGCUAGAGUGGACAAGUCAGCAGUGGACUAAGAUCAUGGCAGACUGCUGCGUAUGGAAGAGAUAAAGCAAAUAUAACAUCCGUCCAACCCCCUGCCUAACUUAUCUGGGGUUAAUGGGCAAUUGUCACCCAUUUCUUCAUUGCUUUGCUUCUGUACAUGCUCUCUUUGAUGACAGAACCACCCUGAGCCUGGAGUAAACCAUCUACAAAGCAAACAGACGGCCUGCUAACAAGUAAAAUGGAGCUAGAAAUGGUGGAGCUACACUCUGGACAUUCCUGCUUUUUGGCUGUGAAAUUCCCUUAUGGCCAGUUGUGAAUGAAAGGGGACAUUUCAUGGUUAACUGGCCAAGCCAGCCUCCUGAGAAGAACUAAGAUCCCAUGUAAUCAAACAAACGAGGAGGACAUCCCUCAAGAGCUUCACAAGCUUCUGUGAUGCUUCCUUGAAGUUGGACCCAGUUGAAUUCAGCUUCAGAAAUCACCACUUGUCCAGUCCCAUUGGUGGCAAAGCUAACGGCAGUGGAUUCUGGCCUAUUCAUCCUCAGCAAGCAAAUGGAACUCACAAGUGGCCAGCUGGUUCCCCUGCUUGGUACAGAAAAGUCUGUCUAUGAUCCAAAACCCAGUGCUGCUACUACUGGAAAUGAAAUGGCAAAAUCCAGAUUGCGAGACAUGCAGCAGGGGUCCAGCUGCUGGCAAUGUUGCCCCACUGUAUUUUUUUAAUUUUAUUUUUGCUACAAAAUUUUCAUUUUAUGAAGCUGCCAGCAUGGACAGUAGAAUGUUUUUCAUUUGGGGACUGAGAGGGCCUCCCCAAAAGCAAAUCAUUUAAAGGGGACCUUCUAGAGAGAUAGAAGAUCUGUCAAAGAGAUACCCUUCCUACCCCGUUCCUCUCCCCACACUUCCACCACUUGUGUCUGAACAGUCACUUCAGAUUUUUUAAGAGGUUGAAGCUUCUUCCAAAAGCCAGUGAGAACGCUGCACAGUGACAAGGGGCUGCCACCAGAGGCUCAUGGGCUGCUUUAUGUGUAAAGUAACAGAGAUUGCAACGUGGCAAGUGGAGAAACUGGGGGCGUGAGGAGGACAGGUAGAGAAGAGAGAGUUUGAUGAGAAAGUAACAAGCAAAUAACUUGAGCAGGUCGGUGAUGAAGAUUUCCCUGAGUGGUUUUUCAUAAGCACGACUGGCUGAAAACCAGUACUCUUUAGCGCAUGAUUCAUGGUGCGGUGCUGUAUGUCAGCAACCUUUAACGACUGACCUGCUCUGAACUGUUCUUUACCAUUUAGCUGUUUGCUACCCAUCUAUUGUCUCUGACUCUACUCCUCCUACGGUCACCCUCAGGAAACUGGCAAGUCAAAAACUCAAGGACCCUAACUAGGGCACCGCAUGUCUUGUGCCCUUGUGUGUUCUCUCCCUGCCAGUGGAAACCCUUGUAGUCUCCAUCUUUCAUCCAGACAAGCACUUUCAUCAGCCACUCAGAAUAACUCUUCAAGGGCACCAUCUCUGCGCUUAUUAUUAUUAUUUUAUCCACCUCUUUAUUUUUUUUUACUUCAGUUCUGUAUACGUUCAGGAGUGGAGCAGGCAUCGAGGGUGCUUUCCUGCUUCUGUCCCAGAGCUCUUCUGGGAAAGUCUGAGGCUUGAUUCUUUUCUUGUCCCAGGGCCUUUCAUAACCCAGUUAUUUUGCCACCUGAAAUUGCACUGAGAGCAGGCUGCAGAGAUUCACUUUUCUGUGGAAUUGGAAAUAAGCCCCAUCAACCUUCAAAGACCCCGCUACCUUUGUGGCAGGGAAUCAAAGAAGCUCUGUCCAACAAUUGAAACAGCCAGUUAGAUGGCCCUGUAGGAACAAACUUUCUGUGAUAGGACUGAAUGCCUGUGAAAAUAAGACAGGAGACUCAAUCUUAGAAUGCUUUUGAUCAAUGGAGGGGUGAAAAAAGGAAUGAGACAAAAGCGUGGAAAAAAAUGUUAACUUGUAAUAUGUAUUUUUACUACACUUUUCUUAAAACUAGAAUAAUGGGAAAACUCUUAAAGACAUUGACAUUUUUUCUCAACAGGAAUCCAUAGUUAACAGUUUCGGCUUUCAUUAAAUUUUGCUCUUUGGUACCUGGAUCUUUUAUUUAAUAGCUCUCUUUGUUUUAACUCUCUUUCUUGGUAGAACUACAAAGGGAUUUUGCUUGAUCAAACAUACAAACAUUUUUCGUUUUGUGUUCUCUUUUGCAAAUGGUGCUUUUAAUUUUAUUUGAUUUUAUUUACAUAAGAAAUGAAAAAUAUCGCCUGGAAUUUAAGUACCGAGAUUUCACGGUCCAUUUUCAUAGCUGUCCAUGCUAUUUUGUGCCAGUGCUGGAUGUGUGAUAUGAAAAUGAUGUUACCCCAGAGGCAGUCUUACCCAACCUGAAUCAAACUAGAUUUCCUUGAUUUUUGCUGUGCCUGACUUGUGAACAGCAGCCAAAUAAACUGCUUCAGGUUCAAUUUGGGAAUCUAUCAAAUAUUUACCCAACGAGUGAAGGCAAAAAUAUCAUUUGUGGUGGAUGGGGGGGGUGGGGAAUGCUGAGGGCUUUCUUGUUUGUUUGGAGUUUUGGAGGGGGCGGGGGUUGGGAACAGAAUAGGAGGUUUUUAGUUUGUUUUUGCAAUCCGUGAGGUAUUGUCAGCUCCAAGUCAAAUCAGAACCAGCACUGGUCCAAAAACCCUCCCCAGUCUUGACUUUUAUUCAAGAUGUCACUGUAUCUCAGAGACUGGAACACUUGACAUCUUUCCCAUUCUCUUUCACGCAGUUAGCCUGUGGAACUCCUUGUAACAAGAGAUCGUUGAGGUGAAAAGGUUAGCAGGAUUCAAACAGCUCAGACAUUUACACAGGUAAUGAGAUCAGCUACAGUUACACUAGUAAGGAUUGAAAGUGGUGCAGGGGAUGACAACCAACGUUUGAAAGGGCAUAUAAACCCUCGUACUUCAGUGUAUCAGAUGACCCCUAACUGAUGGGGGCUAGGAAGAGACUUUUCCUGUGGGCAAGUUAUUUCAUAACUGCCUACUGUACACUUUCCUUGCCUCUGCCUCUGAAGGAUCUUCCUCCAGCCAUUCUUGGAGGCAAAAUACUGGGCUAGAUGGACCUUGGGUCUGAUCUAGUGUGGCCGUGCCAGUGUUCCCGCACAACGAAAGAGAAUCCAUUUUGGCUCACAGUACAGCAAUUAAAGAUGGGCAAGAAAUGGAAGAAGAAUAAGCCUAUGUCCCUGUAAAAGUAUCCUCCAAUAGUGAUCAGAAAAGAUGUGGACAAAUUGGAGAGAGUCCAGAGGAGAGCAACACAAAAUAUUUUUAAAAAAUGUUUAGAAAACUUGACCAGUGAAGAAAGGUUAAAAACACUGAGAACGUUUAGUCUUGAGAAAAGAAGACGGAGGGGGACCCUGAUAAAAGUCUCCAACUAUGUUCAGGGUUGUUA